AUGUCUAACAAAUUUCCGGAAUUUUACGAUCUUCCAUGUUUUCUUCAAUCGAAUAUUCUUUCAUUAUUAGACGUUGAUACGAGAUUCUCAGUGGCUCUUACCUCAAAACCCUUUUAUAGACUUCAUAGCUUCGCCCCUUUAUUUAUCAAAAGAUUGAAACUGAAAUUCUACUAUGACGCGAAGCCAAUAGUAGUUUGUUCGAUAAGACUUGGAAAAGACUUGAAAUAUGAAUACAAGUUCGCUCAAAAAAAUGAUAAUGUCGAGCUACGAACUGGAAAAAAUUUCGAUAAUCUGGUGAUAAUCGAAAAUGCAAACUCAUUGCAAGAAUGCUACAAAUUUUUAGAGAAAAAGCAAGUUGGUCGACGUAUUAUGAUAUUUGAGAUUGCCCUUCGCAACAUGAUUUGGCCGGAUUUUAAGAGGGAGAUAACUACUGGCAAACUCAAUGUGGUCUCGGUGAAUAAGAAUCAUUUCCCAAAAGUUUUGGAAAUGUUUAAUCCAAAAAUGAAUCGGCUCUCGAUAAAAUGCACCGAGAAGUUGGUCCUCAAACCAGAAUUUGCCGAUUGCGAACACAUUAGGCUAGCCAGGGAAGUUAUAAUAUUGUCGACGUGCCACAUUCCGAACACUGUGUUCGCCACGUUGAAUACGAAGAAAAUUAAUUGGAUGAGAGGCAACGUUACGCCAAAUUUCAAAAGCAUCUUAAUAUUGAGUGCAACUGACUUCGAGCAACGAGCUGUGUUGAAGGACAUCCAAGCUGAGCAUUCGUGUAAAACCUACGCAGACUAUCAACCAGAAAUUCCUCAGCACGGAUUUGACAAAGUUGACUGUUUCACAAUCAAAAACGAAGCCAACACCGCAUCGGCUACAGUCAGCUUUUUUGCCGAGAAGAACCUUCUGGAGUUUGCUAUUGUCAAAGAGGCUCCGGAAAACAAAAAUAGCUGA
Caenorhabditis bovis is the source of this 939-nucleotide messenger RNA. NCBI's taxonomy places the organism in Eukaryota, Metazoa, Nematoda, Chromadorea, Rhabditida, Rhabditidae. The record is from the annotation of a GenBank genome assembly.